Messenger RNA from Aedes albopictus (Asian tiger mosquito), 1276 nucleotides. RefSeq names its product adipokinetic hormone/corazonin-related peptide receptor variant I-like. The record is from RefSeq and is a predicted model, not a curated record. The transcript is spliced from 3 exons. Lineage: Eukaryota; Metazoa; Arthropoda; Insecta; Diptera; Culicidae. Gene Ontology annotation, cellular component: membrane. Gene Ontology annotation, molecular function: G protein-coupled receptor activity. Gene Ontology annotation, biological process: G protein-coupled receptor signaling pathway. The coding region runs from base 65 to 613 and encodes 182 amino acids.
CUAAUGUUAUACCGUUCUAUUCCUUCAACAUCCAGAGACGAGCGACACAAGCCAUACCGGAGGGAUGCGGCUCCGGUGCAACGAUUUGACGCACAUCGAACGGGCCCGGCAGCGGACACUGCGGCUCACCAUCACCAUCGUGGUCGUGUUCGUGUGGUGCUGGACGCCGUACGUCGUGAUGACACUGUGGUACAUGUUCGACCGCGAAAGUGCCCUCAAAGUGGACGGUGCCAUCCAGGACGGGCUCUUUCUGAUGGCGGUGUCCAAUUCGUGCAUGAACCCGCUGGUGUACGGAUCGUACGCGAUGAAGUGUCGACGGCCCUGGCGGAGGCAAGCGGCACCGAACGGAGUGCAAACCCCAAAUGCAGCCCAGCGGAGGUCCACCGUCUUUCUUCUUGCCUCGUCCACAGAUGCCGUCUCGGGGAUGGCGGGGCCGCACUCGGACCGGCUCACCGGUCGGGACAAUAAGGACGAGCUGGUGUACGAUGGUGCCGGUGCCGAGCGGAACAAACUGAAACAGUUCGGUCUAGCGAACGGGAUCUUUUCCAAGAUGGGCGCCGGUGCCGGUGGACGCCAUAACGGAGCGGUUGCGGGUGAGUUUUUCGCGUGGUGAUGAUGCAUUUAUGUUGAAGUUACACGGGUUCCAAGAACUCGUAACGUUUAAGUAUUUCCUAGUAUCCCAGAUUAGUUAAGAAAGCAAUUUGAAUGUGCUCGAAUUACCUGAAAGGAUCACGCUUCCUCAAAAAAGGUUGUCUUUCUGCGGCUUCGGUAUGUGACCGAAAACUGACAACUGACAACCCAUCAAAGAGAGAGAUGUUCUCUCGAAAAUUGACGGUUAAUUUGAAAAGUAUCGUCCACAAAAGAGCACGUGCGACGACGCCGACGACGACGACGGGGCGGAAAACGAAACUCAGUUUCGAAGCAAUCAAACAUGCCGCACGACUCUGUUAGCAUUUCCGGGAAACUGCGGGAUGGUGAAAACACUUUCUGGCUGGACGCAAGUCGUUCGGAAUGACAUGUUCUUCUGGAGGAAAUUCUGAAAAUCGAUGCUAUGUGUAGGUCGGUAUUUCGUUGGAAAUCAUCGAAAUGAGAUGUAUCCGGUUUUCGGCGAUUCGGUUGAGCUCUGUUUAAUUACUGUUUCGAGAGCGCUGCGAAAAUAGGAGUGCAAAAUGGUUGUCAGUCGAUUCCAUCCGUAGAGGAACGCAGCCUCAUUCAAAAUGAUGAAAGGCAGCUUACGAAGGGAUUAGUAGCCUUUUCGGUGAAAUGCUGCAAUACU